Molecule: messenger RNA, 1370 nt
Organism: Capsaspora owczarzaki ATCC 30864
Lineage: Eukaryota; Filasterea; Ministeriida; Capsasporidae
Product: Wdr85 protein
Exons: 9
Coding region: 422-1252 (276 amino acids)
Molecular function (GO): protein binding
Source: RefSeq, a predicted model, not a curated record
CCCCCAAGAAGCUUCAUUCGCUUCUUAAACUUGAAAGCAGGAUCAGAGAGAAGAAUAGCCUGCAAGAAUGGCGACGUCCGUCCCACUGGUCAAGAUUGACACCGAGUACAGCGCGGAUGCGGUCGAGUGGUGCCCAACCAGCGCCGAGCCACUGCUCGCAUGCGCAACGUAUCAGCUGGCAGCCGCAGAGCAAGAGCCAGAGCCAGAGCCAGAGAAGUCUUCAACGACGACGACGACGACUCAGGAGGAUAGCGACGAUGAGACUGAGAAGCGAACGCCGCCACGAGCGCGCCUCGGUCGACUGCUGCUGUACCGACUGGAGACAGGUGCUGCUGCUGCUGCUGAUGGUGAGACUACGACUCUGCGCGAUGCAGGUCUGAACUCAAGUAACAUCAGGCUUGUGGAGGUCCUGCGACGAGACAUGCCUGCCAUCCUGGACAUCAAAUGGCUGCCAAGAACAAUUGCCAACUCUGAUCCAGUCCUUGCCAUCGUGGAUGCCUCUGGGUUUUUGACUCUCUAUCGGGUUGGCAUGUCUGCCAAAAGCGUGACUCUUGAGGUGCUUUGCCAGUCCAACGCUGUGAGCGAUACUCUCAGACUUUCGCUCGAAUGGAACUGCCGAAUCGACGCGUCAAGUCCUCUGCAAAUCGCAUCUAGCGACUCUGCUGGACAGAUUGCGUUGCAUCAAUUCGCCGAAGGAGAAGUCGCGCUUGUGCAAGAAUGGGAAGCGCACUCGUUCGAAGCAUGGAUUACCGCAUUCAAUCAGUGGAACACGAGCACCGUGUACUCGGGUGGCGACGACUCGCUCUUUCGCGGCUGGGACACUCGAACAGAUUGCACUACGCCCAUCUUUACGUCCAAACGACAUACCAUGGGCGUCUGCAGUCUCCAGAGCCACCCUUCCCGCGAACACAUUUUGGCAUCGGGCAGCUACGAUGAGCACAUUCGACUUUGGGACACGCGCAGCAUGCGAGCCCCAGUUGAGGACAUUCGUGUCCAUGGUGGCGUCUGGCGGCUCAAGUGGCAGGCACAGAAUCCAUCAUUGAUUGCCGCUGCGGCCAUGCAUGGUGGUGUGCCUGUGGUGUCAGUCGACGAGUCCAACAAACCGAGCCUCACUCACCGUCACACUGCGCACGAGUCCAUCGCGUACGGUGUUGACUGGCAUCCGCAGAUCGAGGGCUUGAUUGCCAGCUGUUCAUUUUACGAUCACUCUCUGCAUUUGUGGCGACUUCCGACCAACGCCGACAUGCCCUGAAUCUCUAUCUGAUAAAAGGCCUACAUUUAGAGAAUUACCAAAUCCAUUGUAACAGCGCUGUUCCAGCUGCAUGUAUUGAAGAACAACACUUUCUAAUUCCAGCCACCAAGCGCACUGC